CACUACCUCGACUUUCGACCUGAAUUUCUCGUUGAAAAAAGGCGAGGAGACGAUUGACAGCGGGUUUGCGGACAUUAUGCGGCAACUGAUCAAGGAGCGCCGGCGGGUGGAGAGAGAACUGCAAAGCCGACACAAUCGCAGUGGCAGUUUCAGUGGUUACAACUACCACAGCGCGGCCGCAGGAGGGUUGUAUGCAAAAGCUGCACCGGAGAUGCUGAUUUCCGACGUGUGCGUUCUGCAGCCGGUGGAAGCAGUGCAGAGCAGCAGAAUGCUAUCCAAGAAAAAAACGUUUUUAAUGUAAAUUUGUGAUGCGCAACAUGCAAGAUGAUUGCGUCUGUCAUGCUUGGCAUGCAUCGUAGGGUCCAUUACAGGUCGUUUUCGCGACGUGCUAUCUGCGCAUGACAGGUUUUUGCUGUCAUGCCAGGCAAAUUUGUAAUGCUGUUCCUCCAAAAAAGUUACAUCUACAAUGUUUUUUUCUUGGAUAAAUGCUCUGGAACAAUCCGAGAUGCAAAGUUGGUAAAAAUGGAACAGCUGCGGGGGCGGAAGCAGAUCCGCGCAGCAGCUGCGACGGCAUCAGUGCGUGUGAAGUAGAAGAUUAUGCUGACGUGCAGCAGUUCCGGUUUUCCCACCCGAAGCGACUGCGUUGCCGGUUCCGCAACCAGGUGACGAUUUACAUCUACAUCAACUUCGACAUUGGCGUCCAGAGAUCCGAGAAAAUCCGGAAAGUGUGCGAGAAGUCGCACCGGGUGAAGAAGUUCUUACUGCUGCUGAAGAUCUGGGCGCGGUACGGCUGUGUCGGCAACGGCCUGAUCUUGUCUGGAGAUACGGACGUGAAGGAGUCGUCGAGAAAUUCGUCUUUUCGGCCGGCCGUGGACAGUGGUUCUACUUGUAAUGAGCAGAUGAUGAACUGCAACACCUCCUGCAGUUCCACCUCCUUCAAAGGCACCGCGGUCCCCGCUCCUGGCGCGGUAGGUGGCGGGGGACAUGGACAUGGCGGGCAGCAAAAGGGAAGUCUCGUUUUGUUUCCGCCGUAUGCGUUGGAAAUUAUGGGCACGGUAUUUGCGAUGCAGCACUACAACCUGUUUGGUACUUCUAGGUGUAGUUCGAGUAGUACUCCUUCCUCUUCCUGCUCUUCUUCAAUAAAUGACACGGACAAGACACAGACCGCACGAGGACCACGACAGAAGGCUUCCUGGUUUCAGCUUUUGUCGGCGUUUUUCUGCUACAUUGUUGACCGGGGGUUCCAAAAGUUACCGCUGGGACUAGAUUCGGCGGGAUUGGGGGCUUUUCUGGAGCAGGGUUGUGACGAAAAUGCUGUGUUGGAGGUGAAUCAUGAACAACAUGAUCCUGAUGCUCCUCAAAAGCGAACAAAGCACCAGCGAGCCAGAAAAGUUGUGAAGAGGUAUUUGCACGUGCAAGACCCGGUGAGCAACGAAGUUUUGGUCCUCUCCAGCAAGAGCAAAUUCUACCGGCAGUUUGAGUUUAUGGCAAAGCAGUUGAGCCGGAUAAAUGUGCAGGACUUUGCCAGCCAGAAGUGUCUGAGUGCGUUGUUUUUGCCGAAGGAAUUUUCCGCGUUGGCGACAAUAGAGAAAGAGCACCAGCAAAGGAGUCUGAGUCAGACCGGCAGGAGGAGUCCUACAUCGCGGGCGUGCAGUAUUAUAACUGUUUCUACACCGAGCGAUCUGACGUUGGCACCACUUGUGGAACAACAACAAACGGGCAGGAGUGGUUCUAAUCACAGCAAGAACUUCUACCAGGAGCAGCAACAGGAGGUGGAACUAAAAAGUGGUCAAGUGUUUGAGGCGACGGCAAACGUUGGUGGUAACCACCUGGGGACGACGACAAGCGCGCAACAAGGAGACGAGCAGAAGAAUGGCGACCAAGAGAAGGAGCCCCGUUGUUCCCCUCUCUCGACCAUUGAAGAGCUUCGCUCACAGCUGCUUCAAUCCGGGGCUGGGCAAGGGUCUGCGGUUUGGGCGGCUGGUGCUGAUUCGGCUAGUAUGUUGUCAAGAGGAGAGGUUGACUCACGAGGUUUUAAUAUUAACCAAGCUGCUCCGCCUCAAGCUGGACUUUUGACCAGCACUCGGGACGUCGAAAGGAGUUCGAGCGCGAGUGGCGGUUUUGUUCCCAGCGUGUCCACCGCUUAUUCCAGAAGUAGCAAAAAUCCCGGAUCCGGAUCCGGUCCCCCCCGCGAACAAGAAGGCGAGCAGCCCCAAGGUCGUCGUGAAGAAGAGCCAGUGUUUGUCGAGAAGAAUUUGUCGAAGAAUUCAUCAGUUAUUUUCCCGAACAUUUUCGAUUCGCUUCAAGGUGGUCACCAACAGCGAGACUUGGAGCAGUUCUAUGAAGGAUGUGGCAGCUCCACCUCCGGCCUGCUCUCAUUGCUGUCCUCUCCGAUGGCCGGCUCUGUGGACAGUGGGGAACGAUUCGCGGCGGUUUCAUAUAGUAGUUCCUCUCAUCUGGAACAGCAGCUGCAGCAGGAGCAGCUGGCACGUAGUAUGAAUAUUAAAGCUCCUACUUCCGCUAGCACAACACUACAGGGGGACCUCCGCGUCGUGAUGGGGCAGCCAACUACUGUUGUUCCUGGUGUCGAAAAUAACGACCUGUGUUGCAAUCGGGUCGUCGACGAGGAGAAACGGAAGCAAGUGGCGGAAUUAGAGAAGCUACUCAAAGAAGAGGUUUUGAAUCUGAAGAUUGCAACGACAUCAGCAAAUUUUGUUGAGAAGCCAACUACCGAGCAGGGCGUUUUGAAAAUAGCAGCGGACGAUCAUAAUUCUGGAGGAGGCACCACCUCAAGCACCAGAACGGGCGGCAGCGGGUCUGCCACCGCUACUCCUGCUGCGGCUUUCGGCACGAACGGAGGAGGAGGACCUGAAAGUAUUCUUGCAAUAGGAGGUCGUGGAGGUGGAGCAGCACUCAAUCAGGAUGAAUCUUCUCCGGCGCUGCAUGAGGACAACAUCAACAACCUCUCAACAUCCUCGGACAUUUCACCCAUGAUUGGUGCGCACCACCAGCAAGAAGGCAGUUCCCACAUGACCCACAAUGCAAAUGAAAAUUCCGGGACCACGUCGUCGAAAGGCGGAGAAGGCAGUGUUGCAGCAGCACCGGGAACAACCACGGGCAAGAAGGGCGCUCCGAGUUUACCAAUUUAUCCGUCAGGAAAAAAGGGGCCGCCGACAACCCCGGGUGGGAAGAUGAUGAAGCAGGGAAACAACUCUAAAGACCACGGCAAGAACGAUGUUUUCAAUCGCAAGAAUUAUUAUCCACCUCGGAACAGCAGCUGCUAUAAGGGCACCGGCACCCCAAGUAGCCGGUGCGCAAAACAGUCACCGUUUCUAGGCGUGUCGUCGCAACAAUUAUACCAGCAAACGUUUCAUCAUCCGGGAACAAGCGCUGGUUUCUACAACAUCAACACCAUCAACAACUUCCCGUAUAGUAAUUACGCCGCCCAGCACUACGGUCAUGUUGCAGCUCCCGAUAUCAGUGCUAGCGCACCAUCGUCGUGGCACUAUUACAAUAAUUUUCCCUUAACUGCUGCCAGCAGCGAGAACUUUUACCUGCAGCAGUCGUGCUCUACAACAAGUCCCGGAGGUGGAAUAAGCCCUGAUUACUAUUUUGGGCAGUACAACAACAGCACUUCUCAGCUCGGAGUAGAUGUGUCGCCCAUGGUGCUAUCAUCCGCCACUGCUCCGACGUUCCCUCUAGCAGGAGCACGAGUUCCUUCCCACAGCUAUAAAGGCGGCAGCCACGGCAAGAAAGAUUCCACUGCGAAUCAGUUUUUGGGGAAAGGCAACAACUGCUCAACUGCAUCCCGGGCGAAGCAAUCAAAGUCAUCUUCGAAGAUGAAUUGUGACAAAAACUAUGCAGCGGCGAAGCCGCACGAUCGGACAAUGAUCGAGCAAGAUUUAUUGUGCAAUACUGCGCUGUACAGCGGCCACGACGGUGCGGACCCCUAUGGGCAACAUCCACCUUCGAUGCCGAACUACUGCGCCGCGACUGGCAGCAGUGCAAGUGGCCUUUAUCAAGAACAAUCUGGCACGGCCCCCGUUAGCGCCUCUCGCAUUUGCUUGGCCGCACAAGAGUACUGCGAUCACAUGGUUAGACAUGGUGGAGCGGCAACACCCGCCCACAACAACGGAGGUUCCUACGCCGGCAGCGUUGCCAAUUGCAGUAACCAGGUCACGCCCUACCGCGGGCCGGUGAAUAGCGGGGCGGCGGGGGACGUGGAUGAUAAUCCUGCGGGAGUACUAGAUCAUGAUGCUGCGGAUGGAGAGGAUGUUGUGUACGACCAGUUUGGAAAUGUUUUGAAUUAUUACGACGAAGACGCCCACGAACAGACCGGAAGAUCAGCUGCGGCACAAAAAAGCCCAUUCUUUCGACCAGAAAUUAUGAAAAAUAUGUUUGCGCCAGCUUUCAACGUUAGUAGUACGACCAAUAGUACAACAAACACAGCUAGUACUAGCACGGCCAACUACGCCAGUGUCGCGAUAGCGGCAGCUCCGAGAGGAAAUAAAUCCCGGCGGAAAGAAUCUUAUGGACAAGGGAGUAUUGCGAGUACCAGCCGCAGGGGAAAAAGCACGGCUCGGAGUUCUCGUUCUGAGAGAAUCAGAGGGACAAAUUAUGUCUCCUCGAGAACAUCAACUGCCACCGUGGAGCCGAUUGCGAUCGGCAAGAAGGCUAGCGGUAGCGCGAUCGUGCAGCAGAACAAUGUGUCCCAGCACUCGAAAGGUGGCAAUCAGCAAAAUCACAUCGGGACGUCGAGUGGGACGAGCAACGGGAAAGGAUUCUUGGGAGGGCAGAAGCAAAAACCACACAAGGCUCCGCCGGGUCUUGGGUAGCUGUGAUAACGCCGAACAUGUGAAGAUCGAGUAGUAUUUAGAAGUAGUACCGGAAGUGUUUAUUUUUCGCAAAGCGUCGUGGGCGCGCCGGAAUUAUAUGCGGUGAUAUAAUUACAGUUUCGAUUUUUUUUUAUCAAGCUGUACCUGCAGUAGGUUGGCGUUUCAGAAAUUUCAUGUAACAUUUUUUUACCUGUUUGCGACGAUACUGGGUUUUUCAAACUAUUUCGGGGGAACUUGCCAUCAUACAUCAUAAAGAAAAAACUUCAAUCACCUAUCAAGCACUCGGCUACGGUACCAUAGCAACACUUGGAGAUCCUUGUCUUAUUUCACAUAAGUAUUAGUUGGAGGUGGCGUAAUAUUCUUGGGAGCUUUUUUUCUUUAUUACAAGCGGACGUGCUUUUCAAAACCAAAAGCAUUUUGAGUUGAAAACCAUAUAGGUACACGGGUGUACCCGUCACAUGUAUAAUGCUAUGCGUAAAUAAUAGCGACCCGCUCCUAUAUCAGUGUGAAGAACAAAGCCAAGGCUAGGGCAGAUAGGGGGCAUUGCUGGGAAGGAAAGUAUGAGGCUAAGUGUAUCUAGUCCAGGGAUGGAUCAACAUAGAAGUACUAGCUUUCUUCCGCCGGCGCUUAAGGUAGAAAGUAACAUAGAAGAUCUUUUAGUUUUAAAGAUAAAGAAAAGGCAGUGAUGGUUUUGAAGGAAAAGAAAGCAAGAGUAAGGAUGUUUUGCUCGCGCUAUCGUAGCCCUCAGCUCUUCACGCGGAAACGCAAGAGACCACGGCGGCACCCUCUCAGUUUGAGCUGCGAGCAGCGCUCUUUCUUUGUCGUGAAACGGUGUAUUUCCGUACCAAAGCCUUUAGCGAUAUUGCAAUACAUAGAUCGAGCUUCUCAGCAGAUUUCUAUUCGGAGCAGGUAGGAGAAAUUAUCAAGGUUUGAUGUUGGUAGAAAAGAUGGCGCUACCCAUACACUGUAGGAUGGCUUGCACGAACUUCAGGGGAGAAACAAUAAAAUGGGAUGACACUAUCCACAUUUUUUAGAAAGACACAAAGACAGGAAUGAAACGAAGUAGGUCUUUCCAUACAAAGUCAAAGUGAUAGAUUUCGAUGACCUGUCGGAUUUGCACUACCCAUGCCUGCACACCCACACGUAAACAACCCAAAAAAGAACCAAUUUGUAAAGUGG
Molecule: messenger RNA, 6014 nt
Organism: Amoebophrya sp. A120
Lineage: Eukaryota; Dinophyceae; Syndiniales; Amoebophryaceae
Source: the annotation of a GenBank genome assembly